Molecule: messenger RNA, 252 nt
Organism: Helobdella robusta
Lineage: Eukaryota; Metazoa; Annelida; Clitellata; Rhynchobdellida; Glossiphoniidae
Exons: 1
Source: RefSeq, a predicted model, not a curated record
AAUUUAUCCCCAUUAAAAUUCCGUAAAAUUAGAAGAGAUUUAAUUACUUUGUAUGAUAUUUUGAAUGAUAACUUAAAUAGUAAUUUAUAUUCAGAUCUAAAAUUACGUACAGAUUCGAUAACUAGAGGACACGAUAAAAAGUUAGAACGAAAUAAGGUUAGAACAAGCAUGAGUAAAUAUGCAUUAGUUAUCAGAAUCAUGCCCAUAUGGAAUUCUUUAACACAGAAAAUUGUGGGUUCAAAAUCCGUAAAU